Molecule: messenger RNA, 2980 nt
Organism: Pimephales promelas (fathead minnow)
Lineage: Eukaryota; Metazoa; Chordata; Actinopteri; Cypriniformes; Leuciscidae
Gene: stk26
Product: serine/threonine protein kinase 26
Biological process (GO): negative regulation of cell migration; protein phosphorylation
Cellular component (GO): cytoplasm; Golgi apparatus
Molecular function (GO): protein serine/threonine kinase activity; ATP binding
Source: RefSeq, a predicted model, not a curated record
AGCGCGCGACUCCACCCAACAGCCAGAACUGAAGCACAAAACAACUUUCGCGAGCGCAGCGCGAGUCAUGGCGUCAAAGAAGAUCUCCUGAAGAACAAACUGCACAAACUCUCACCAAAAGCCCCUAACAAGCCGUCGACGACCGUCUGGAUCUAAUAUAAACAACAAAAAAGUCCACUUUACGAAGGAAUCAUGGUUACCGAGUGUCGACUUUAUUAGCUAGCAGAGCGCAGCUAGCUCAAGAGUUUGGCGUCGCGAGGAGUUUCGCGAACAGUGUAAAUAUUGUGUAAAUAUCUAAUUUAAUACGGAGUAGUGUGAGGAAGCGAGCUGUAAGAGUCUCUGCGAGAGUUUGCUGGUGUGUAGUUUGCCUGUGGACGGGUGGAGAUGGCUCAGUCACCGGUAGCUGUUCAAGUUCCUGGAAUGCAGAACAGUCGAACAGACCCCGAGGAGCUGUUCACUAAACUGGAGCGCAUCGGGAAGGGCUCGUUCGGGGAGGUGUUUAAAGGCAUCGACCGCCGCUCUCAGAACGUAGUGGCCAUCAAAACCAUCGACCUUGAGGAAGCAGAAGAUGAGAUCGAAGACAUCCAACAGGAGAUCACCGUUCUCAGCCAGUGUGAUAGUCCUCAUGUCACCAAAUACUAUGGCUCUUACCUAAAGGGUAGUAAACUAUGGAUCAUAAUGGAGUAUCUGGGAGGGGGUUCGGCUCUGGACCUGCUGCGAGCCGGACCCUUUGACGAAUACCAGAUAGCCACCAUGCUGAAAGAGAUUUUAAAGGGUUUGGACUACCUGCACUGUGAGAAGAAAAUCCACAGGGACAUAAAAGCCGCCAACGUGCUGUUGUCUGAGUCCGGAGAGGUGAAGCUGGCCGACUUUGGUGUGGCAGGACAGCUGACAGACACACAGAUCAAAAGGGAGACGUUUGUGGGAACACCGUUCUGGAUGGCACCAGAGGUCAUCCAACAGUCUGCUUAUGACUCAAAGGCUGAUAUCUGGUCUCUUGGGAUCACUGCCAUCGAGCUGGCCAAGGGCGAGCCGCCGAACUCAGACAUGCACCCCAUGAGAGUCCUCUUCCACAUCCCCAAGAACACGCCGCCCACCCUCAACGGAGACUUCUCCAAGAUCUUCAAGGAGUUCGUGGACUCCUGUCUCAACAAAGACCCUUCAUUUAGGCCCACAGCAAAGGAGCUUCUGAAGCACAAGUUCAUACUUAAAUAUUCCAAGAAGACGUCCCACCUCUCCGACCUCAUCGACAGACUGAAGCGCUGGAAAGCCGAGGGACACAGCGAUGGAGAGUCCAGUUCUGACUCUGACUCAGAGAGCAACAGUAAGGACAAUGAAUCGUCUCCUGAAUGGUCCUUCACAACCGUUCGAAAGAAGAAGCCAGAAAAGAAGCAGCCCAACGGGAUGGCCGAAGAAGUGCAGAAGAAGUCCAUCAGUUUAACCACCGUCAUGGCUCCUGUUUUUUCUGAGCUGAAAUCCCAGCAGCGAGACGACGAGAUGACGAGAGGAGUGUUGGAGGAGCUGGAGAAGAGUCUGCAUGUGGCUGAGGAUCUCUGUCCUGGUGUCACAGACAGCAUGAUCAGCCACAUCCUCGAGAGAGUUCAGAGGUUCUCCGUGAGUUAGUGGGAAACGCCACGCUUCUGCUGUCAGCCCCGAUGACUGCACCUUACACACACACACACACAGAGAACACACUAUCUCAUCAUAACCAAAAGGAAUUCUGCUCUUCUUGUCCCAAAGAAUGGAAAAUAUAUAUAUAUUACAUAGAAAUCUAGUGUGUGUUCAACUGUAUUUAUACAAUUUUGCCACACGCUUUUAUAUUAGUCUUCUGCCGGUGCCCGAGGAUGUGUGUGCGUUACUGUUGUUUUACUCCGCUUUUUACUUUCGAAAGACACGACAUAUCCUGACUGGUCAAGUAGAUCUUUUGGUUCACGUUUAUUUAUAUGCGUUUGAUGUCCCGAUCUUUUGCUUUACUCUAAAUGUUAAACUAUGAUCAAUAAUAUAUAUAUGCUGUAUAUAUAUAUGUUUGGGAGAUCAACAGUGCCUUUCUGUUCGUCUUGGUUUGGGAUUUCUCUCCACACACUGUCGACUGUAGCGUUACAGAACUGCUGUAUGGGAUUACAUGCAUAUCAUAUCAGACUAGAAGAUGAAUAGAGAUACCUCACUGAAGCAAUCGUUGAGAAGAAAACACACAUCCGAACCGCUAGAUCUGAUCGAGGGGUUUUGCUGUGCGAAAGCUCCUUCGCUUCUUUUAAUUGGUCUGUUCUCCACAUUUGUCUGUCAGUAAUGCCCUCUUUUACAGUGUCUUGUGUUCUCCAGCUGAUAUUUUUAUAUGAGAGUAGAGCUAUACUGUAUUUUUGAAGGAAAUCUGCACUUCGUACGGGGCGUUUAAAGACAUUCCUCUGACUUUGAGUAGAUCUCAAGGGAUCCUGCUUCUUUAACCAAUGGGGACGUUUCUACACGAGUCCGCUAUAUCCUCCUCUGUUUUAUGUAAUCUCCUGUGAUGAGGGAUUUUCUUCUCUGUUUUGUUUGGCCAAGCUUGUAAAGAAACACAAGUGUGCCAUUGCUGGUGCGGUGGUGACGUCGUCAUGCGCUCCGCUGGGCCUGGAGACACUGUGCCAACGCUGCAUCCCAUUGUGCCUAAAAGAAAAGCUCACGUUUUUAUGUAUAUGAUGUCAUUGUCUUCUCAAAAACAGCUUUAAGACGACGUUUUCACACGGUGCCAGACUGCUGGAAGAUUUUAGAGCAAUAAAGUAGGACAUUUGUAUAUUUCUUUAUAGAUGUAGAUGCAGAGGCUAGGUUUUGUACAUUUCUUCACCAGAGCUUUUGUAAAUUUAAGACGCCAGACGGAAAUCUUUCUAGGCUGUAUCAUACAGAUGCUGUUCUCUUCUCUAUCUCUCUCUUUUUUUUUUUUUUUUGACAUCAGCUGUUACAAAUUAGUUUUUGUUUGGUGUGGCAAAUAAAGAUUUAAGUUAUGACA